AUGCGGGCCGCGUCGCGCCGCCUUAUAAAGGGCGCCCGUCCGGCAGUCGGGCAGUCACACAUCCACUCUUCUCGCCGGCACUCGGACGGAGCGCGAGGAGAGCGGAGCCCUGCCACACUGACAGACACCCGGCCGGCACAGCGCCCGCCGCAGCCCCGUCCCCGGCGCCGCGAGGAGAACCGCCCCAAGGGAAGCUUCCGGCUCACCUCGGCUCACCUCCGCCGGGCAGCCGACGCCGCUGCCUGCCCGACCGCCGCCGCGCGCCGCCCACAAGCCGGCCGACCGCUUGCAGGAUGCGUCCACGCCACCCUCGGCCCCCUUCGCCGCCAGCCUGCUUCCUCCGCCUCCUCAAGCCCGGUAAGCUUCUGCCGGCCCGCGGCGCCGCCGCCCCUGCCCCGUACCGGCGGUCCCGGCGACAGCCCUGACGUCUCCCUUCUCCCUCUCUCCCCCGCACUCGCAGGAGGCGGCACGGCCAGGAGUGCAGGCGGGCAGUGCCAGUGCGGCGCGGGGCCCGCGCCCACUUGCCCCGCCGGCGUCCUCCCACUGGUGCUCGACGUCGGCUGCUGCCGCGUCUGCGCCAAGCCGGGCGAGCUCUGCACCGAGCGCGCCUGCGACCACCACAAGGGGCUCUUCUGCGACUUCGGGUCCCCCGCCAACCGCAGGAUCGGCGUCUGCACGGCUCGGGACGGUGCCCCGUGCGUCUUCAGCGGCAUGGUGUACCGGAGCGGAGAGUCCUUCCAGAGCAGCUGCAAGUACCAGUGCACCUGCCUGGACGGGGCGGUGGGCUGCGUGCCCCUCUGCAGCAUGGACGUCCGCCUGCCCAGCCCCGACUGCCCCUACCCGCGCCGGGCGAAGCUUCCUGGAAAGUGCUGCGAGGAGUGGGUCUGCGAUGAGACUAAAGAGCAGACUGCCGUGGGACCUGCUCUUGCUGCUUACAGACUGGAAGACACUUAUGGUCCAGAUCCAACAAUGAUGCGUGCCAACUGCCUGGUGCAGACCACAGAAUGGAGUGCUUGCUCCAAGACCUGUGGCAUGGGCAUCUCUACCAGAGUCACCAAUGAUAAUGCCUUCUGCAGACUGGAGAAACAGAGUAGACUUUGCAUGGUCAGACCUUGUGAAGCAGACCUGGAGGAGAACAUCAAGAAAGGCAAAAAGUGCAUUCGCACCCCCAAAAUCUCCAAGCCUGUGAAGUUCGAGCUGUCUGGCUGCACCAGCGUGAAGACCUACAGAGCCAAGUUCUGUGGUGUCUGCACUGACGGGCGCUGCUGCACACCCCACAGAACAGCCACCCUCUCUGUGGAGUUCAAGUGCCCUGAUGGGGAGAUCAUGAAAAGGAAAAUGAUGUUCAUCAAGACCUGCGCGUGCCACUACAACUGCCCUGGAGACAAUGACAUCUUUGAGUCUCUGUACUACAGGAAGAUGUAUGGAGACAUGGCAUAAAGCCAGAAGGAGACGCUGAGUAGAUUCUCAACUUGAACUGAUUUGCAUCUCAUUUUGUAAAACAUGAUUCAAUAGCACAAGGUAUUUAAAUCAGUUUUUUUUUUCAAUUUCAACAAACUGCUCCAUGUGACUUAAGACAAUUUUUCUACUGACCCCAAACGGUGGUUUGAAGAAGGUAAAAAUGGACAGUGGGACCACAGCAAGACACAGCUUCAGAACACGUUUUUCUUGAGGUGGUGGGACGACGUUAAGGGAAAUAGGCAGGAAAAGCAGAUUCAAGCAAAUGUUCCCUUAAUGUGGUACAGCGUGGUUCAUCUAGUAGUGCAAUUGAGAAGCAGACCGUUGGCAUGUUUGCUGGCACUGGUUUAGUGACAGCAACAGCUGGAAUGCAAACACCCAGCCAAGUGAUAAGUAGAAGGUGUUCUGUUAGUCAGGACAGUAAUGUUUCAACUCUGACACUCUGAUUCGGAUGGCUUGGUCAACAAGAAUCAGAAUCAUGUCUAUUAGACUGGACAGCUUGUGGCAGUUAAUUUACCUGUAACAAGCUACUUUUUAUUAAUAUUGUAAAUACUGUGUGUAUAUAUCUUUGUACAGUUAUCUAAAUUAAUUUAAAGUUUUGUGCUUUUGUUUAAUGCUUUGAAAGUUCACUGGUAGCCUUCUUUUUUGGAACAAGAUAGGUAAGAUUUAAAGCUUGUUUGACAAUGCAUUCAAAGCAUGAAAUAGAUACUCUAGUGGAAAUUGCUCAGAUAGGGCCAAAUGGUGAGUUGAGGUCAAGAUGAAGUUGAGGUGCCUGUAGUGUUACAAAGCAUUCAUCUGGCAAAAUAUGUUUACUCACACUUUAUAGGACAAGUGGCUUUAAGAAAAAUGGCUCUUCUGUAGCUCUUCAGUCUUUCCGCUCGAGCAUUUGUUUCUUUCUUUGACUAUGGCUCUUUUUGGACAGUUUAUUUGUUGAGAAGUGUGACCAAAAGUUACAUGUUUGCACCUUUUUAGUUGAAAAUAAAGUAUUUAUAUUUUUAUAUAAAUAUA
Manacus vitellinus (golden-collared manakin) is the source of this 2466-nucleotide messenger RNA. RefSeq names its product cellular communication network factor 2 (gene CCN2). Gene Ontology annotation, biological process: cell adhesion; signal transduction. Gene Ontology annotation, molecular function: heparin binding; integrin binding. NCBI's taxonomy places the organism in Eukaryota, Metazoa, Chordata, Aves, Passeriformes, Pipridae. The record is from RefSeq and is a predicted model, not a curated record. Gene Ontology annotation, cellular component: extracellular matrix; extracellular region.